Ziziphus jujuba (common jujube) is the source of this 3872-nucleotide messenger RNA. RefSeq names its product putative acyl-activating enzyme 19. The transcript is spliced from 16 exons. The record is from RefSeq and is a predicted model, not a curated record. Gene Ontology annotation, molecular function: protein binding. Gene Ontology annotation, biological process: amino acid activation for nonribosomal peptide biosynthetic process. Bases 184 to 3699 code for a protein of 1171 amino acids. NCBI's taxonomy places the organism in Eukaryota, Viridiplantae, Streptophyta, Magnoliopsida, Rosales, Rhamnaceae.
CAUUGCGCAACAAAUAAUCUGUUUGAUUGAAUGUUGGGUGUGUGUGGCGCGUGAUGAUGUGCUGUUGUAAUGGAACGCUCGCGUGACACAAGUAAGCAGUUUUUGGAAUGAAAAGGAAACCCAAGGCAAAGGCAGAGAGCGUUUUGAGUGUGAAUGUGAGAGAGAGCAGAGCAGGGGAAUGAAAUGAAAGAAGACAAAGAAAACCACCAUUGCAGUCGCAGGAGCUGCAUAUACCACCUCUUCUUCACCUCUGCUUCCCAAAACCCCAACAGCGUCGCCGUUAUUCAUGCUUCCUCUUCUUCUUCUUCUUCUUCUUCUUCUUCUUCAACUGGCGACUCAUUCUUCACCUACUCCUGUCUACUCUCGGCCGUCGAUUCUCUCUCCUGCCGCCUGCGCACACUCCUCCUCGAAGCCCCUCAGCCACGCCCCAUCACCGCCGCGUCCAAUUCCAUGCGCACGCCCAGAAUAUUGGGAAUUUAUAUGCCGCCUUCUGUGCAGUAUAUAGUUGCGGUGCUCUCUGUGCUCAGAAAUGGGGAGGCUUUUCUCCCUCUGGAUCCUUCCUGGCCCAAACAAAGGGUUCUCUCUGUCAUGGCUUCGUCCAAUGUUCAUCUUGUCAUCGCCUGCGCUUCUCCCUUUGUUAUGAACCCCAAAUCUCCGACUUGGUUGGUGGACUGCAGUGCCUGCCCUGUUUUAUGGUUUUCAAUGGAACAAGGUGAUGAUGAUGAUGAUGAUGGAGUUGCUGGAGAUUUUGCAAAUUUGGACUGGCCGUGUGAGAGUGGGAAUCAGGAACAAGGUGAUGAUGAUUAUGAUGGAGUUGCUGGAGAUUUUGCAAAUUUGGACUGGCCGUGUGAGAGUGGGAAUCAGAGACUGUUCUGUUAUUUGAUGUAUACUUCGGGGUCUACUGGGAAGCCCAAAGGUGUUUGUGGUACUGAACAAGAUAAAAACAAAAAAAAAUUGAAUUUUUCUGAUUUAAAUAUAGGACUUUUGAACCGGUUUUGGUGGAUGCAAGAAUUGUAUCCCCUGAGUGGAGAGGAGCGUUUGUUGUUCAAGACAUCUAUAAGCUUUAUCGACCACCUUCAAGAAUUCCUCAGUGCUAUUCUCACUGGUUCUACGUUGGUUGUACCUCCUUUCAAUGUGCUAAAACAAAAUAUGCUUGCGGUUGUGGAUUUUAUACAGGCUUACUCCAUAAAUAGACUCACUGCAGUUCCAUCUCUGAUGAGAGCAGUCCUUCCUACUUUGAAAGGUCGAUAUGAGAUGCGGAUCCCAAAUUCAUUGAAAUUGUUAGUGCUAAGUGGUGAAACCCUUUCUUUAUCACUAUGGGAGAUGCUUUCAAAGAUAUUACCAGGGACCAAUAUUUUGAAUUUAUACGGUAGUACAGAGGUAUCUGGUGAUUGUACUUAUUUUGAUUGCAAGAGGCUGCCUAAGAUUUUGGAGUCAGAGCCACUAACUAGUGUUCCAAUUGGUAUACCUAUUGCUAAUUGUGAUGUGGUACUUGUUGGUGAAGAUGAUCUACCAGAUCAUGGAGAAAUAUAUGUUGCUGGUCUUUGCAAUUCUGUAGGAUACUACAAUGAUUCUACAUUUAUUUCCUUGGAUUAUGUGAAUUUGUCCCAAGACAACACCAGUUGCAGUUCUGACAUUAAACAUGGAAGUCAGUUACUGUUUAGAACUGGUGAUUAUGCAACCAGGCUUCAAGGUGGUGAUCUUGUUUUCUUGGGCAGAAGAGACCGGACUAUCAAACGGAAUGGCCAGCGUAUUGCUUUAGAGGAGAUAGAAGAUACAUUAAGGGGACAUCCAGAUGUUGUUGAUGCUUCAGUGAUCAGUAAACGUCAAGGGGAAACUAUACUACUUGUUGCAUUCAUAAUAUUGAAGGAGGGGAGAAGCAAUGAAGGAUUCAGAUCUAAUAUCAAAAGUUGGAUGGUUGAUAAACUUCCAUUAGCAAUGAUUCCUAACCAGUUCACUUUUACCAAAUCAUUUCCGUUGUCUUCCACUGGUAAAGUUAACUAUGAGUUAUUGGCAAGUUCUACAUUUCUCGUGAAGCAUGUGCAAGACAAAAUUGCUGAAGUUGGAAAUGGUAACCUUUUGCAAGUAAUUAAAAAGGCCUUUUGUAAUGUGUUAAUGGUUGAAGAGGUUGCCGAUGAUGAUGAUUUCUUUUUGAUGGGUGGAAAUUCUAUUUCUGCAGCACAUCUCUCUCAUGAUUUAGGUGUCGAUAUGAGAAUGCUUUACUGUUUUCCAAGUCCAUCUAAGCUUUAUGGGACUCUUCUGGAGAGAAAGGAUUUGGAUGUGCUGAAUGAUGCUAAGUGGGAGAUGAAUCUUGAAAAAGGUAAAAGGAACAUGUUUCAUGCUGUUGACACUCCUAAUCCUGCUAAAGUUGAAUCAGAAGGAAGACUAUUGAGAGCCCUCCGUGGUGAAAAUAAGAAUCACGAUAUCAUCUCUAAACACUUGAAGUUGGAUUCAAGAGUAAGCCUUAUUUUAGAAGGUCUCAGAUCAACAAAUGGAUUCUCAUGGAAUUCUAAUUCGAUACCCAUGUCAUGUUCAUUUAGCCGCUGCAACAAGGUUAUGUAUGAAGGAGAGUACAGGGUUAAUGAUGCUCAUCUAGCAACCUGUGCAGAGGUUCCAAGAAGUAGAACAGUAUUAAUGGAAGAAUUAUGGAAAGUUUCCAUGGGAUCUUGUGUGGAUGCAUCGCCACUUAUUGUAUUUAAAGGCCUGGACAUCUUUUUAUUUAUUGGAUCUCACUCGCAUGAAUUUAUGUGUGUUGAUGCCAGAAGAAUUUGGUUUAGUGGUUCUGUCCAGUGGAAAAUCAAACUAGAAGGACGUGUUGAAUGUUCAGCAGCUAUUGUCGGUGACUUUUCACAGGUUGUAGUUGGAUGCUACAAAGGAAAAAUAUAUUUUCUUGAUUCGUCAAAUGGCAACAUCUUGUGGUCUUUUCAAGCAUCUUCUGAGGUGAAGUCACAGCCACUUGUAGACAUUUCCAGGCAAUUGAUCUGGUGUGGAUCUCAUGAUCACAAUUUAUAUGCUCUUGACUACAAAAAUCGUUGUUGUGUUUAUAAUGUUCCAUGUGGUGGAAGCAUAUAUGGGUCACCAGUGAUUGAUGAGUUGAAUAAUAUACUUUAUGUUGCUUCUACCAGUGGCCGGAUGACAGCGAUAUCAAUAAAGGCCUUGCCAUUUAAUAUCUUAUGGAUGCAUGAGCUGGAAGCACCAGUGUUUGGGUCUCUUGCCAUUAAUUCUUCAACGGGGAGUGUUGUAUGCUGCUUGGUGGAUGGACAUGUUAUGGUAUUUGAUUCAAGCGGAUCCAUUGUUUGGAAGUAUAAAAUUUCAGGUAAUAUAUUUGCGGGUGCCUGCAUAUCCUCUGCUCUUCCUUCUCAGGUGGUCAUAUGUUCCAGAAACGGAAAUGUAUAUUCAUUUGAAGUGGAAACAGGAAAUAAAGUAUGGAAAUACGAUGUUGGAGACCCAAUUAUUGCAUCUGCAUAUGUUGAUGACCACUUGUACCUUUCAUCACAAAGGUUGCUGUGCGUGUGUUCCGGCUCUGGAAGUAUACGUUUGCUUGGAGUUGGAGUUGAGUUGAAUAAUAACGAUAACGUUGUGGAAUUGGCAAGGAUAGACCUCCAAGGAGACAUAUUUUCUUCGCCUGUGAUGAUUGGUGGCAGAAUUUUCGUUGGUUGCAGGGAUGACCAUGUGCACUGCAUUCAUGUUAAACUCUAGCUCCAUGUACCUGCCUCAAAAGCCAAAAGUGGAAUUGAGAUGGGAAGGAACGGGCACUUGGAAUGAGGUUAAGCGUUGUUUUGAUUUAAUGCAUUAAGGAAAAAAUUAAUUCCUUAUGUGAAAAGACAGACAAUUUUGAAAAUAUUAAUGAAGAUCGUUCAUCAUUUUUAUCC